AUGGCUUCAAGUUCACCCCUGAAUGGGGCCAAACAACCCCCAAAGGGCCAAAACUCCAUCAGAGACAGACGGAGAACCACGAACGGCACACAGGCUAAUGCAAAGGGGAAUAAUGCCAUUCCAGCAACCUUGAAAGCUCCAACCCGGAAGCGCAAAAAACAGCCCUCUCUACUCCGCCGCUGUAAACGCUUCGCAGCCAAACACACAUGGGCACUCCCACUGGCUCUCCUACUGGGCAUCCUAGGACUAUACGCCCUGGAUCCGACCGAGUCCAACCCCCUAUCCCAUUUCAUAUUCCUCUCCUACAAACAGGAACCCCUAGACACACACCCAAAUGCAGCCCCGCAAUACGGCAAGGGUCUAUGGGACAUAGCAUUCGUCUCAUUCUACGUGAUCGUGCUAUCAUUCACGCGGGAGUUCAUCAUGCAAGAACUCCUCCGCCCCCUAGCACAAGCUCACAUCAAAUCCCGCUCCAAGCAAGCCCGCUUCAUGGAGCAGAUGUACGCGGUCAUUUACUUUGGCGUCCUCGGUCCUGUGGGACUGUACGUUAUGCGCCAGACGCCGGUCUGGUACUUUAACACGCGGGGGAUGUACGAGCUAUUCCCGCAUAGAACGCACGCGGCGGAAUUCAAGACUUACUACCUGUUCGAGGCGGCGUACUGGGCGCAGCAGGCUAUUGUCAUGUUACUUGGGAUGGAGAAGCCGAGGAAGGAUUUCUAUGAGCUUGUUACGCAUCAUAUUGUGACUUUGGCGCUGAUUGCGCUCAGCUAUCGCUUUCACUUCACGUAUAUGGGUAUUGCCAUUUAUAUCACGCAUGAUAUCAGUGAUUUCUUCCUUGCUGUAUCAAAGUCCCUGCAUUAUAUAGCACCCGAUAUUAUGAUCCCCUUCUAUGCAGCCUCAAUCGGUGCCUGGAUCUAUCUGCGUCACGUACUCAACCUGCGCAUUCUCUAUUCUAUUUUGACAGAGUUCCGCACCGUCGGGCCCUACGAACUCAACUGGGAGACACAGCAAUACAAGUGCUGGAUCUCGAACAUCAUCACCUUUGGGCUGCUUGCUAUUCUCCAGACUCUGAAUUUGUUCUGGCUGUACUGUUUGCUGCGCAGUGCGUUCAAGUUCCUUCUUACAGGCGAGAAGAAGGAUGAUCGUUCUGAGCCGGAGACUGAGGUUGAGCAAGAGUCCAGUGCUGUUGAGGUAAAUAGCCUUUCUUCGAAUGGAAGUGCAUUGGCCAGGAAGACAAAUCAUGUUAGUCAGGCCAGCUAG
Messenger RNA from Penicillium bovifimosum, 1260 nucleotides. RefSeq lists its product as uncharacterized. The transcript has 2 exons. Gene Ontology annotation, biological process: ceramide biosynthetic process. Bases 1 to 1260 code for a protein of 419 amino acids. Lineage: Eukaryota; Fungi; Ascomycota; Eurotiomycetes; Eurotiales; Aspergillaceae. The record is from RefSeq and is a predicted model, not a curated record. Gene Ontology annotation, cellular component: membrane. Gene Ontology annotation, molecular function: sphingosine N-acyltransferase activity.